CCCUUUCAUAUUACGUGACGUUCAAUGCCACGCUGUGACUGCGCGCCGCUGCUCUCCGAAUCACUUACUCUAAGUCCUCCGCCGUCAUGUCGCUGAGAAAAGCUGCUCAAACUUUGGCGAAACCCCUCGGCGGGGUCCUGCGAGCACCGGCUCAAGUUUUAAACCGGAGUUAUGCUGCUGUCGCUGAAGCGCGGGCGGUGUUGAACAACGAGCUGGACGGAAUCCGAGCCGCGGGGACGUGGAAAGCGGAGAGGAUCAUCACGUCCAUGCAGGGACCUCAGAUCAACGUGGACGGCAGCAGCGGCGGUAUCCUGAACUUCUGUGCCAACAACUACCUUGGCCUGUCGAGCCACCCCGAGGUGGUCCAGGGUGGGAUCGAUGCCCUCAAGUCACAUGGUGCGGGACUGAGCUCCGUCCGCUUCAUCUGUGGCACUCAGGAUCUUCACAAGAAUCUGGAGCAGAAGUUGGCCCAGUUCCACGAAAGGGAGGACUGCAUCCUCUACGCCAGCUGCUUUGAUGCCAACGCUGGACUGUUCGAGGUUCUGCUGGGUCCGGACGAUGCGGUUCUGUCUGAUGAGCUCAACCACGCCUCCAUCAUCGACGGGAUCCGACUGUGUCGGGCCAAGAGGAUGCGCUACAAGCACAUGGACCUGAGUGACCUGGAGGCCAAACUCAAGGAGUCUCAGUCUUCUCGGAUGCGGCUGGUGGUGACGGACGGCGUCUUCUCCAUGGACGGCGACGUGGCUCCGCUUCAGGGGAUCUGUGACCUGGCGGAACAGUACGGCGCCAUGGUGUUCAUCGACGAGUGCCACGCCACCGGGUUCCUGGGAGCCCGCGGGAGAGGAACCGACGAGCUGCUGGGCGUCAUGGACAGAGUUCACAUUGUCAACUCCACGCUGGGAAAGGCUCUGGGAGGCGCAGCUGGUGGUUACACCGUGGGACCCAAGCCGCUCAUCGAUCUGCUCAGGCAGCGUUCCAGACCGUACCUGUUCUCCAACUCCCUCCCCCCUCCUGUGGUGGGCUGCGCCACCAAAGCGGUCGAGCUGCUUCUGGCGUCCAAUGAGAUUGCUCAGAGCAUGACGGCCAAAACCAUGAGGUUCAGGAACAAGAUGACGGAGGCGGGUUUCACCAUUGGAGGAUCCGCUCACCCCAUUUGUCCGGUGAUGCUGGGUGACGCUCGACUGGCCUCCGUCAUAUCUGAGGACAUGCUGAAGCUCGGGAUCUACGUCAUCGGCUUCUCCUACCCUGUCGUUCCGAAAGGCAAAGCCAGAAUCCGUGUUCAGAUCUCGGCAGCGCACACGGACGAGGACAUUGACCGCUGUGUCGACGCUUUCAUCCAAACUGGCAGAAAGCAUGGUGUCGUUUCUUGAACCUGAAAAGACAAACAGUGUUUGCUGCAAAUUCCAGUUUACUGAGGACAGGCUGCUUGUUACAGAGAGGUUGCUGAAGUUAGGUUGCGUGCUUUGGUCAGCAGAGGUCAGUGUUGCGCUUGUGACAAAUGUUUUGCACAGAAGAGGAUGAGUGUGAUGCUAUAAUAUUGCGGCUCUACAUCUGCUGUUUGUUACACCUGGUGCGGUUUUAUGGAUGAUUUGAAUAAAAACAAAGCUUCUCUUGG
This is a messenger RNA of Synchiropus splendidus (mandarinfish), 1615 nucleotides long. RefSeq names its product glycine C-acetyltransferase (gene gcat). Lineage: Eukaryota; Metazoa; Chordata; Actinopteri; Syngnathiformes; Callionymidae. The transcript has 9 exons. The coding region runs from base 87 to 1370 and encodes 427 amino acids. Gene Ontology annotation, biological process: L-threonine catabolic process; biosynthetic process. The record is from RefSeq and is a predicted model, not a curated record. Gene Ontology annotation, molecular function: pyridoxal phosphate binding; glycine C-acetyltransferase activity.